This is a messenger RNA of Planococcus citri (citrus mealybug), 1787 nucleotides long. RefSeq names its product speckle-type POZ protein-like. Gene Ontology annotation, cellular component: cytoplasm; nucleus. Gene Ontology annotation, biological process: proteasome-mediated ubiquitin-dependent protein catabolic process; regulation of proteolysis. Gene Ontology annotation, molecular function: ubiquitin protein ligase binding. The transcript is spliced from 2 exons. The coding region runs from base 218 to 1228 and encodes 336 amino acids. The record is from RefSeq and is a predicted model, not a curated record. NCBI's taxonomy places the organism in Eukaryota, Metazoa, Arthropoda, Insecta, Hemiptera, Pseudococcidae.
UGUUAUCAUAAAAAUAAAAAUUCCAAAUUAUCAAUUUUCCUAACGUUAUUCUAACAUGAAUUGAGGUUUUUUGAUGCGCAAUAAUGGGUUUCUCAAAACGAAUGAAUUUUGUUAACAGUUUGUGAUUCGAUAGUUCAAAGCAAACCAAAUCUGCGCGAUUAUUACUCAUUUUUCUUGUUCGAAGCUCUGUUUUUUAGCUCUAGAAUUUAAUUUCGACAUGUCGAAAAGGAAUCGUAUUUUAAAAACCAUCGCAUUCUCGUGGAAUAUUGAUAGUCCAGAAGUUGUAUCGACGCCCAGCACAUUUUCAUCACCUGUAUUUUCAUCUGUUGAUGACGAUUUGAAAUGGCAUUUAGAAUUCACGAAGCCGGGUCUGGAUGUUGGUCUCUUGCAGGAUUUCACUUCGGUUACUUUGCAUAUUGAUCAUGAAAAUGGUUUUUUCACCAAGUAUAAGGGUAUAUCAGGGAAAGUGAAAUUGUUUCUCAUGACGGUACGUAAUAAUUGUUGCAUUAUAACGAAGGAAAAAAAAUUUGAAAUCCAAAAUACCGCGGGUAAUACAUCGCCUAGAAUAGAAUUUCCGGGUUUCACUCAUGACUACGUUUACUGGAAGGAGCUUCUGGAUCCACUGACAAUUAUCUGCAAUGUCACCUACGUAACGACGGGGAAAAUAUGUAAAAAUCCCGCAUUCAGCGUCUGCGAAGACUUUGAAAAUUUACUCGCUGAUAAACAAUUCAGCGACGUAAUCAUUAAGGUACAAGAUAAAGAAUAUCCUGUUUAUAAAGGUAUUUUAGCUGCUCGUAGUGCCUAUUUUAGAGCAAUGUUUCGAGAAAAUAACGACAUGAUAGAGAACACAACAAAUGUCGUCGACUUAUCCAAGUCGAAAAUUCGUCCUGAAGUUUUCGAAGAGCUCUUACGUUUCAUUUAUAGCGGAAAGGUGAAUAAUUUGGACACAUUGGCUUACGAAUUGCUACCCGCAGCAGAUAUGUAUCAAUUGAAAGAACUGAUGGAAAUGUGCGAAGAAACGUUAUUUCAGCAGUUUUCCAAAGAUAAUGUGAUCAAGAUUUUAAUACUGGCUCAUGAGUAUAAUGCGGAUUGGCUCAAAACAGAAGCGCUUGAAUUUGUAAAAUUGCAUUCGCGUUACGCUGAUCUCAAGAACACUAAAAUUUGGGAAGUUUUAACUUCUCAUCGUGAUUUGAUGGAGGAUUUGGUUGCUGUUCUUCUUGACAAAUGAAGACUGAUACAUAUCAUGUUUUUUUAAUUUUUAUAUUACCGUAACUGGUGCUUUCAUAUGUACAUAUUACAUACUCAAGUAUUGAUACUUUUGCGUUGAAAAAAGAGAGUAAAAAACGCAUUCUUUGUAAUGACCAAUUCAAUUUUCUCCAAGCUUGCUUUGAGAAAUUUGAAUCAGCCAGGGGGCAUAUGCAACGGCCAAAAUUGUGAUUCCAAAUUUAUCCGAUAAAUUUUCCAAUUCUUCGAGGCGUUCGUGAACGUUUUCAAUAAUAUUUGGCCGCGCUCGGUUUUUUGAUUUUUGUUUAUGUACUCGCUAAAAUUGCUCGCGUUUCUCAUUCCUUUCCAAUUCAUUGUACGUAAAUGUUCUUUAAUUUUUUCUUAUAAUUAUUUAUGUACGCGAAUUCGCGCAAUUUAUAAAAUGUCUAUUUGUUCAUGUACUUUUCAUGUUUUCUUUAUAAAUGAUUUUGUUUAAUGACAAUUUCUACUUUUCGUAUCGUCAAUUGUCAUGUUGGUUACAUAAGGUACCUAUUAUUUAGAAUUUUAAAAAUGAUUGAUGUUGA